Messenger RNA from Gekko japonicus, 1785 nucleotides. It is a transcript of the gene SOCS7, whose product is annotated as suppressor of cytokine signaling 7. The record is from RefSeq and is a predicted model, not a curated record. Gene Ontology annotation, cellular component: phosphatidylinositol 3-kinase complex. Gene Ontology annotation, molecular function: 1-phosphatidylinositol-3-kinase regulator activity. The coding region runs from base 1 to 1686 and encodes 561 amino acids. The transcript is spliced from 11 exons. NCBI's taxonomy places the organism in Eukaryota, Metazoa, Chordata, Lepidosauria, Squamata, Gekkonidae. Gene Ontology annotation, biological process: intracellular signal transduction; phosphatidylinositol phosphate biosynthetic process.
AUGCAGCGGGGCGGAGGAGGAGCGGCGGCGGCGGCGGCAGCAGCGACAGCGGAGCCUGGAGGAGGCGGCGGAGGCGAGGCGGUUGCAGCGGCGGCGGCCUCGUACCGGGUGCUGAGUCGUUUGCUGGGCUACGGCGGGGCUGAGUCCGCCGCAGCGCCCCCGACGGCUCCGGGAGGGCCGGGCAAGGCUGCCGGCGACUGCCCGUGCCUGAGUCUCCUGCCUCCGCCGCCUCUAGCCCCGCCGCCCACUCUGCCCUUGCUGCCCCCGGGGGAGGAGACCAGCGACGCCCUCCUGGUGCUCGAAGCCCUCGGCCCCGACGAGGAGGACGAAGAGGAAGAGACAGGGCAGGGAGAUGCCUCCAGCCAAGCCUGCGUGGGGGGCAGCCGCUUCCAAGCGCCCGCUCCAGCUGCCCCGGUGUCGUUGUCGUCUGCUGCUGCGCCUCCUCCUCCGGCUGGGCCGGUGCCCCCAACCGCCGCUGGGACCAGCCGCCCCAGCUCGUCCGCCCCCUCUAGGAAAGGCUCGUUCAAGAUUCGCCUGAGCCGAUUGUUCCGCACCAAAAGCUGCAGUGGACCGUCCUGCAACGCAGCAGCCGGCUCGGGCGCACGUCGGGCUGGAGACAAGGAGUUCCCGCCAGCCGCUGCUUCCCCAGCCAAUGCCGCCGCCGGCACGGCCGGGAGUCUCCCCGACGUGUCCCAGCCUGGGGGUCGGGAGCAAGACUCGGGCAGAAAACCGAGAUUGAUGCGAACGCAAAGUGCCUUUUCUCCCGUUGUUUUUGGACCCCUCUUCACAGGUGAGACAGUGUCACUGGUGGAUGUGGACAUCUCUCAGCGUGGUCUGACGUCCCCGCACCCGCCCACGCCACCGCCACCUCCACGGCGAAGCCUCAGCCUUUUGGACGAUAUCAGUGGGACACUGCCUACUUCUGUCUUGGUGGGUCCGAUGGGGUCGUCAUCUCUCCAGUCUUUCCCUCUUCCGCCGCCACCUCCGCCACACGCCCCUGAUGCGUUUCCCCGGAUCAUCCCGAUCCGAGCGUCCGAAGCAGUGCACAGCCAGCCCGCACAGCACCUUCAGUGCCCGCUCUACCGUCCUGACUCGAGCAGUUUUGCAGCUAGCUUACGAGAGCUAGAAAAAUGUGGUUGGUACUGGGGACCUAUGAACUGGGAGGAUGCCGAAAUGAAGCUCAAAGGGAAACCUGAUGGAUCCUUCCUGGUCCGUGACAGCUCUGAUCCUCGGUACAUUCUGAGCCUCAGCUUUCGAUCGCAGGGUAUUACCCAUCACACCAGAAUGGAACACUACAGAGGAACCUUCAGUCUUUGGUGCCACCCCAAGUUUGAAGACCGCUGCCAGUCCGUGGUGGAGUUCAUCAAACGGGCUAUCAUGCACUCCAAGAACGGGAAGUUUCUGUACUUCUUGCGCUCCCGGGUUCCAGGUCUCCCUCCAACUCCCGUCCAGCUUCUCUAUCCAGUCUCUAGGUUCAGCAAUGUUAAAUCGCUACAGCACCUCUGUCGUUUCCGGAUAAGGCAGCUGGUCCGCAUCGACCACAUUCCAGAACUCCCGCUCCCAAAGCCUCUGAUCUCGUACAUCCGCAAGUUCUACUACUACGACCCCCAAGAGGAGGUGUACCUUUCGCUGAAGGAGGCGCAGCUCGUUUCCAAACAGAAGCAAGAACUGGAGUCUUCGACGUAGCGAGGGGCCCCCAACCACCUUGCCGUUGGCACCAAUGAACUAGGAAUUCGGUCACCGAUGUCCUGCCAUAAUGGAAGCUGCACAGCAAAGCGGUCCUGG